GUGCGAGAGGUUCCGAUUGAUGCCAAAGUAAACAAUAAAAAGUCACAAUGAAGUUAGAUAAAGAUGACAUAAGAAUAUUGCUUAAAGGUCUACUGAUUAACACGUUUUCAGUAAUGGAAUUCAAGGAACCUGAGCUGCGUUUGCCAAAGUAUCCAAUGAGCUUCAAAGCGCUUGCAGAGUCGCUCGAAAUUAAAAGAACAAACGACGCCUUGCAAAUGACGGAAUUUCUGAAGAAAACGAAAACUCCAGCACCAGUUGCACAAGUAAAGCUUGGUAGAGAUACAGUUGGGAUUGAAGCAACUGCUGAAUCAGAAAUUUUGGAAGUAGCAGAUGGAGACACUACUGGGCAUAGGAAAAGGAAAAUAGAUCAAAGUCAAACAUCUCUUCAAUCUGAUUAUAAAUUUACUUCACCAAGGUCAGAAGGAAGUGCAGGAUGUAACAAAAGAAGGAGGGACGAGGAAAUGUCACCCGAUACAUCAGAGCUUAAUGUCAUUACUGACUUUUUGAGUGAUGAAGAUACUGAUGUCAUGAUUGAUAAUUUAAACAGAUGUAUGGAGAAAAACAAUAUUUAUCAACUUAAGAAAGUUGUUCAACAGUCUGAGUCUGAAAAUGAUCUUGCUACUGGGUUUGGAAUUCAUUUGAUUUCAAAGUUAACUGGGAAUACUUCAGUAAGCACCGAGCUGUGUGAAGAGAUCAGAUGUCCCUGUGGAUGUAAUGAGAAACUUGAAGGAAAUUCUAACAUGUGGAUUGGAUCUGAAGAAAUAUGGCACGGGGAGGUAGACAUACUUGCUGGAAAUAAAGUAAAGGGAGAGAACUUAGUGGCCUGUACUAUCCAGAUACUAGAUGAAACAGACGAAGUUGAUCCUGAUGAAGAUACAUUUUUAAACCAUAAUAUCAGUUCUGUGAUUGGGGUGACUGAGGAAAUGAAAUUGUGUUAUAGUGCUGACAAAAUGAAUAGAUUUGUUGCACAGUCAGUUGUGUUUGCUUUCACCCAAUAUAACAGACAUAGAGAUUUGUGUAGACUUAUACCUUCAGUUCUUCUUUCACCAACUUAUUUUCAAGUGCUGAUAUAUGAUCCGGUUGAUGAUUUAAUGUUCCGGUCUAAUAAAUUUUAUUUCUCAUUCAAUGAAAACGAUUGCAGACCUUGGUUUAUUCUAUGGAUCAUACUAAACUACAGAACAUUUUUUCAAAUGAAGCUAAGCCCUUCCUUAAACAUAUCUUGCUCAGGAUUUGGGAGAACAAUGAAAAGUUGUCCAGAAAAAUUCAGCAUUUUUGAGAAAAUGAAUUCAUAUAAUGCUCAGAUCAUAGUGGAAAAAAACCGCAGUGAUAUGCUGUGUAUCCGAAUGAAAUGAUUUAUCGAGAUUGUUACAUUCAAGUAAAAGGGAGAUGCUCAUCUGAAAGUAAUUAAAGAAAUGAUACUUGUUUUCACAUGUUAAGGAUAUAGGUCAUCAGAGAUUUAUCCUUUUUUUUCUAAAGUUUUAGUUAUUUAAGCUACAGGUACAUUUACCAACCAAUUGUACCUCAUUGAUGAAGGUUUGAAUCUUGCUAGAAACUUGAUUCUUUUAUGUGAGAAAGCUAUUCAGCUAGAUUAUGGAAGGUUUGACGUUGUCGUUUUACCCACUAGCCUGCUAAUGCCUGAAAUUAUACACAAAGAGGCAUAUCAGGAUUUUCUCCAGCACUAAGCCUAGAAUGUCACAAUGUGGCCUUUACAAAAGUGUCAUUUUACCUUAAAACAAAACAAAUGAAAGAACUGUUACUGCAAUUGUUUUACAAAGGAACUCUUUAAAAUUUAUAUGAUGCUGACAGACCAGUAGUAUUUUAAUGUAGUGAUAUGAUCCCAGACUUUUCUUCUUCAUUUGAUUUACCUUUGAAAGUAUCAUGCCUUCAUUUCAUGUUAAUUGGUAACUUAAUGUCAAUUGUAUAUAUAAACAUUAUUUUGUCGUAAGUUUGCUGUGACUGUUUAAUAAAUAUGGAGAGCUAGUAUACUUACCUUGGUAUCUCCAAAACUACUGAAGCCUGAAGGCCAUGAAUUGAAACGUCACACACUUGCUCCCUGUGAUUAUCUCACAUGAUGAGCACAGGUUCCAUAACUCUGAGUUACUUUUUUAUAGAGUUAUGCCCCUUUUAUCAUUGUCAAACAUUGAGAAUAGUCAAUCUCACUGUCUUACUGAUAGCUCUUGUUUGUAACAUUAUAGUAUCAUGCUGUACACAGUAUUAUUGGAUGUACAUAUUAUACAUGUUUAAUGUAGGCAUACCAUAAUUUCUCUGCAUAUUUUAUAUGUAUUCAUUAUUAUUAUUGAUGACUAUGUUCAUAUUUUUUGUCAGUAAAAUAUUUGAUUUGACUUGA
Ruditapes philippinarum (Manila clam) is the source of this 2347-nucleotide messenger RNA. RefSeq lists its product as uncharacterized. NCBI's taxonomy places the organism in Eukaryota, Metazoa, Mollusca, Bivalvia, Venerida, Veneridae. The record is from RefSeq and is a predicted model, not a curated record. The transcript is spliced from 6 exons. The coding region runs from base 48 to 1352 and encodes 434 amino acids.